GGAUUGCCUCACACAGAUGCUGACCUUCAGAAGUGCCAUAACAAGGUGGUGAAGAUGGUUCGAAGCUUGGAGAAAAUCAAAGAGCCUUGUCAGCAGCGUCCAUCCUGAGGUAAACUUAAGAUGCACAUGAUGCGACUAUACUUUCAGAAGCGUCUGCAAACCCUGCAGUCUGAUCUAAAAGAGCUGCGCAAUUUGAUAGACAGCUGUUUGGUUUGGGAAAUCCAUGGGAGAGUUGAAGCCUCCUCAAGCAGCAAUCAAGCUGCUUCUGGAGCGAGAAGUUUUGUGCCAAUGCCGAUCGAGGACCACAUAUAUGGGAUUGACGAGGACGUCACAGUGUUGAUAGCGACUCUGGAGUCUUCCAACGGACCGGACAUUGUGUGCAUCCAUGGCAUGGGUGGUGUUGGUAAAACUACUCUUGCAACUCAGAUUUAUGAUAGUGGAGAGAUCAGGCGGGAGUUCAGACAUGGAGUGUUCUUUAUGCCAUGCGGGCAGGAUAUGCCUGCACAAGCUUUGAUUGAUAAGUUCUGGACAAGGAUGCAUGGUCAUGCUCUUGACACUUUCUACAGUGACUUAGAGCAAGAGUCAAAACUGAAAACAGCGUUGCAGGGAAAGAGAGUUUUGAUAGUGAUAGAUGAUGUCUGGCACACUGAACAGAUUGCAUGGACGGAGCGCAAUUUCCCUACAAGAUGUGGAAUUAUCAUCACAACAAGAGACAGAGAUAUAGUAAGAAAAGCAACGUUGACUCAUCUGGUCGAGCCAUUAGGAAGGAAGGAAUCCUUCGAGUUUUUUUGCCAGUGGGCUUUUGGAGGGAAGGACCCUAUACCUGAGCUGGAGGAAGUGGUGAGGAAGGUGUGCGAGAAGUGUGAUGGGAUGCCUCUUGCACUUCGUGUCGUGGGGUCCAACAUUUCACCAAGACACAAAGACAUUGAGUUUUGGGAGAGUUGGCUUGAUUUUCUAGAAAGAUCAAACCCAUCCCAAGCGCACUCAGGUGCGAAUUGCGACAUCAAGAACCUUAUUAUGAAAGUUUUUGAAAGAUCCAUCAAUCCACUUGCUGACACAAGCAAACUGGAUCUUUUGGACAUGUUUCUCGACCUGGCCGCACUUCCUAAAGACCAUUUUGUCCCAAUUGAUGUGAUCGAGGUACUAUGGUCAGUGUAUCCAUCUGUUGGCAAUAUGCAUACAGCCAUGGAGCGGUUGAGGACGCUCAUCAGAUUAAAUUUGGUCGAUGAACGCAACAACAUUAUUGUAGGUGUCAAUUACAUUGGUUUGCAUGAUAUGAUCCGACAACCAGCAAUUGAUGUGACAGCCAUGUCGAAGACAGCCCCACCUGUUGUGUUGGGGCGGCCAAAUGACCAUUGGAAUAAUGGCCGUUUUGGGGACUUGCAGGAAUCUCAGAUCACUUGUGAGUCCGCUCAGUUAGAGCGAAUGUUCAUUACAAAGUACCAGACCGUCGCACCAGAUGCGAAUCGCUGUCUGCAUGCAAAAAAGCUUAUGUGGAUAGGGUCUAAGCCAUCAGCUCAGGAAAACAUUUUUUCAUCAUGUACUGUAAUGCCAAACUUGGUCAGUUUCUAUUGGUCCAUAUUUCACGACCCCAAAUUCUGUGCUCGAGCAAGCGGUGGCCCAAGGGCAGAAGAAUGUGAUUUGUCAGUUGGGCAGUUUUUGGUAAGAAUCUGCAAAUUGGAUGGCAGUUUCCAAUUGUCUUGGGAACGGUGUCUAGAAUUUUUAUCUGGAAAUAAGGAGGUGCAUGAGCGUUCAUCCACUGCACAGUUUCUGAAUAGAAUCCGGGAGAGCAGAAAGCUGCAGGUCAUGAUCUUACUCCAUUUUCCAGAGCCAGGCGCAAUCCCGGACGACUAUUUCUCAUCGUUUCACGAUCUUUGAGCUUUGUGGAUAUUGUUUUCUGUCGGCUAUCCCAGAAUAUGUUUUCCAUCUUCAAUCGGAUGCCUACAUCGACUGCAGGUGCUCAUCCUAACCGUCCCCAAACGGAGUGGGAGACUUUUUUGUUGAACUCACAUCGAUGGAGCAGCUCACUCAAUUAAGAGUCUUGAAAAUGUACAGAGUUCACUUUUCCUGCAAUGGCGCUGACAGACUAGUCCUGCCCAAACUUUUGCAAUCACAGUUCGUAGAGGAUUUCAAAUCCAACUGUGUUGUGGCUUGGAUGAUGAAGUUGGUGGCGAUUCUCUAGAGGAAUGUUUGAGUGAAGUUUUGGAUGAGGCAAUUCCGAAAUCGUCUUCUAUCGGAGAAUUGACCAGGUUGCGAUCCGUGCUACUAACCGGUUUGAGAACAAUCAAGACAAUUCCUGAGG
Messenger RNA from Chara braunii, 2302 nucleotides. Lineage: Eukaryota; Viridiplantae; Streptophyta; Charophyceae; Charales; Characeae. The record is from the annotation of a GenBank genome assembly.